UGUUGCAUGCAUGGCAAGAGAUCCCAUAAUGCCAUGGACUCCAGGAUUGCUUCAAAUUAUGAUCAUGGAGUUGCCACAUGUCAUCAUUCUGGGAAGAUGGUGGAUCCUGUUCCACAAUUCACACCAUCAGAUGCCAUGAAUAUGCUUACUGACCAUGACAGAAAGAUGGCCGACUGGAAACAUGCCAACUGUCGGUGGAAUCCGAGAGAUGAGCAGGAAUCUAGAUGCAGGAAGCCUUCCUGUAGAAAUCAAUUGCAACAACAGGGGUGUGGCAAUGAAGAUGGAGAAGCGUCUACCUUACUGAAAUCAAGCGCCUCUACCCUUUGCUCUCAUCGAAAGCUCAAAAUGGUAGAAAAACCUAAAUUGAAAGGGAAUGCGAGCCAGAGGUCACUCCAACCGAGAGAGUCAUUGGAAUUCCAUGGAGAAAGUCAAGAAGAUGAAGGAGAAGAGUUUGCUCAGUUGGAGAAGUUAAAGGCACACAUGCUGCACUCUCAUCCAGAUGCUGGUACUGGUGCUGAUACUAUAACUGACGAAUCUGUUGCCGGUCCAUCUACCACGUCUCCAGUCAGUGUUCAAUCCACUGUCACUUCUGCUGCUACCUGUCCGUCAAUCUUCACUCCUGUGUCCACUGCACUUUCUCUGAAAGAAGCUGCUCCUGGAUCAGCCUUUCCUGCAAUAACGGAACCCAAAAUUGGAACCAGUGGAGUUGCAACUAAUGCCCAGGCAGCUGUAGAAUCAGGAGAGUCACAUGCAUCUCCAGGUGAAAACUCAGCAGGCUUCCUCCAAACUACAGCUAUUGCCCCGGGACAAGCUUCAGUUCUGACCAACCCAGCACCAUCCACUGCCAGUGCAUCCACCACCAAUGCUUUGAUGACAACGGCCUUUCCAUUGCUGACGAUGCAUCAUCAACCAGUGGUGAUACAUCAUCACCUAUUGAUGAUAAGUAUUCAGCCAAGUAAUAAUUCAGUUCCCUGUGGGACAUAUCUAUCGUCUACUCCAGAAGGUCUACUCCAGCAGGGGAACUAUGCCAAGCGUGUGGAAGCUGAUGUCUGUCUACUUGACGGCCGCCAUGGAAUAUGUGAAGUAACGGAAUCGGCAGGCAAUGAAGCACGUCGAAAUGACAGGGAAACUAUCGUUUCCACGGAGUCGUAUGCGGCCAUUAAUAAUGAUGAAGAAUUGAACGUGUUUUACUCUGGAGUGACUGUCGCCUAG
This is a messenger RNA of Darwinula stevensoni, 1212 nucleotides long. The record is from the annotation of a GenBank genome assembly. Lineage: Eukaryota; Metazoa; Arthropoda; Ostracoda; Podocopida; Darwinulidae.